AUAAAUUACACUUCAUGGUUUCUGCGCUUUUAAAGAGCCUGAUCUCAUCUUACAUAUAUAAGAUUUGCAAAGGAAUGUUUACAAAGAAACCGGGAAAUAGUACAAAAAAGAGAGAGAGUUGUCAGAGCAAAAAGGAACCAGACCUAUCCCAGGCUGGGCAAACAAAAAAUCCAAAAUUUUCAAAUACUUUAAAAAGCACUGUUAAAAAGAUCGCCAAGUGUCCAUCUGCUCGCAACUUAUCAACUGAAGAAGAGGAAAGUAAUAGAGAAUUUUCGCUUUCUCCAACAUUCAGUUACAGAGUUGCCAUUGCCAAUGGACUACAAAAGCCUAUUUUUGUAACAAACAAUAAUAAUGAAGAUAUAGUUCAAGAUCUGUCUUCAAAUGAUAGUUCAUAUUCUGAAUCAUUAAGUGAAGUAAAAAGUAACGGCAAGAGAAAGGAAUAUUUGUCACACACAAUGCCUGUGCGACGCAACAGAAAGAGUUUAAGCAGCCUUGCACCAUCUGAUGGAAGCUCUGAUGGAGAACGUACUUUACACACGUUAAAGCUGGGAGCUUUACGAAAAUUAAGGAAAUGGAAGAAGAGUCAGGAAUGUGUCUCUUCAGACUCAGAGCUAAGUACUUGGAGAAAAACUUGGGGCUUAAGAAGUAAAUCUUUAGACAGAACUGGUCGCCACCAGAAAUCAAAUACUCUUGAACCUGGUUUUAGUUCAACAGGUUGCAUUAGUCAAACACAUGACGUUAUGGAAAUGAUCUUUAAAGAGCUUCAGGGAAUCAGUCAAAUUGAAACAGAACUUUCUGAACUAAGAGGCCAUGUAAAUGCUCUGAAACAAUCAAUUGAUGAAAUUUCUAGUAGUGUGGAAGUUGUACAAAGUGAAAUUGAACAAUUGCGAACUGGAUUUGUACARUCCAGAAGAGAAACUAGAGACAUACAUGACUACAUUAAGCAAAUCGGCUAUCCAGGAGACAAAGCAAGUCUUAGGUUUCUAAACGUGCCUGAAGAUAGAUUUGAAAAAACUGAAAAUACGGUUUACAAGAUAUUAAUAGAUAAAAUGGGUUUUUCAGAGGCACACAGCACUAUUAAGAUUGAAUUUGCCCAAAGACUGGGGCAACAAAGAGACUGUCCAAAUGCAAAGCCGAGACCAAUUCUUGUUUAUUUUGAGUCAUCGCAACAUAGAGAUCUGAUUUUAAAAAAGUCUUACAAGCUUAAGGGAACUGGCAUUGGAAUUUCUACAGAUAUUUUUUCCCAUGACAUUAAAGAGAAAAAAGAAAGAGGACUACCCUCUUCCCAGACGUAUGAGAGCAUGGACAUGAAGCUGUUAACUGUGGAGACAAAAGCUAAAAAGCAUGAUUGGGAGUCACCUGACAGUGAUAAAGAGAUGGAAUCAGAUAUAAAUAAGAACAGUUAUGCAAAGAUAUCUAAAUCUGCCCUUCAAAUAAAAACAAGCACUACCAAGGGCAGUAUUCAGUCACCAAAUACUGCAGACCUUAAUAGAACUACUGAUAGUAGCUCUUUUUCAAACAGAAAAAAAUACCGUGAUCAGUCACCAGAAUAUGAGAAUGCGGAAAAUCAGUCAAAGGCCUACUACUCAGACAUGACCCCGGUAUGGCAUUCACAGAAUGACUUUGCAACCCCUAAACUUAGCCAUUCGGACUCUGAUUUCUCAAAAUUGUGUCAGUCAUAUUCUGAUGAUUUUUCUGAAAAUCAGUAUUUUAGCAGAACAAAUGGCAGUUCGCUGUUGUCUUCCUCAGAUCGAGAACUUUGGCAAAGACGACAAGAUGAUUCUGUCAACUGGUAUGGUAGCUCCCAGGAGCAAACUUUUGCCCAAGAUGUGCAACAGUAUCCAGUGCAAAAUGAAGUCAGGAACACAGAAACAAUUGACAGUGGAGUAAGCAAUGGAAUAAUAGGUGUUUCUGGAGACAGAAGCCACUGUAGUGGUUCCCAGCUUUCUUUGCAUGAUGAUCUUUCACCGUGGAAAGAUUGGAAUCAGUUGGAACAAGGGGUAGAUUUGGGGUUAGAUUCGUCUACCCAAGAAGUUUUUGCAUAUGAUAUGAGUAGCCCUUCAGAUCAGCAGAUGGAUUUUGGAAAGUGCCAAAGUUCUGAUCUACAGUAUGACACCGAGAGUUACGAUUAUACCCUCGAUGGUACUUCUCCAUCAUGUGCAGGUCUUGACAGUGAGUCACAAAGUCAGUGGACUGGUCAAUAUGAUGAUUAUCAGGAAACAAAUUCAAACUCCCUUUAUCAGAAUCAGAACAGAUUGCCUAUGAUGUACCGAAGUCAGAGUGAACUACCAAGCGAUGACUCAGAAGAAGCACCCCCUAAGUCUUGGCACAGCCGGUUAAGCAUAGAUCUUUCUGAUAAAACUUUCAGCUUUCCUAAGUUUGGAUCAACACUUCAGCGUGCUAAGUCAGCAUUGGAAGUGGUCUGGAAUAAAAGCACACAAAGUUUAAGUGGGUAUGAAGACAGUGGAUCUUCUUUCAUGGGACGGUUUAGGACUUUAUCUCAGUCUACUGCAAAUGAAUCGAGCACAACACUCGAUUCUGAUGUUUACACUGAGCCUUAUUACUAUAAAGCAGAGGAUGAGGGAGACUUAAUUGAACCAGCUGGUGAGAAUGAAACAGAUUACGUAGAGGUAAUGGAACAAGUCCUUGCUAAACUAGAAAAUAGAACUAGUACCAGUGAAACAAGUGAACGCAUCCAAGAGUAUGACCUGGAACAGCCUUCAUAUGAAACUCCUUAUGCAACACUACAGGAGGAGGAAUAUGACACACAGAUUGAUAGUGUGGUCAGUGAAGCAAUAUUGGAAGUUGAAGGUGACAUGGAAGCUGACGUACAAGUAAAGGAAGAUGAAAAUCAGAAUGUUCCGGAAAUGCCUGUUGAAACUCCAAAAAAAAAAAAAAUACGCCCGUCAUUUAAAGAAGCUGCUUUAAAAGCUUACAAAAAGCAGAUGAGUGAGUUGGAAGAGAAGAUCCUUGCUGGAGAURGCAGUUCUGUGGAUGAAAAGGCUCGGAUAGUAAGUGGAAGUUCUUUGGAUACUUCCAAGCUUUAUGCAGUCCAGGCAUUUGCUGGAGCUGGCCGUGGGCUGUAUGGAAUUGAUAGUAUGCCAGACCUGCGUAGAAAGAAAUCUUUUCCCAUUGUUCGAGAUGUGGCUAUGACACUUGCUGCCCGAAAAUCUGGUAUUUCCAUGACAAUGCUUAUUCGGACCUCCAUAAACAAUGAAGAAAUGAAAAUACAUGUCUUCAAGAAGACAUUGCAGGCUUUGAUCUAUCCAAUGUCAUCAACUACACCUCAUAACUUUGAAGUCUGGACGGCUACAACUCCCACAUACUGUUAYGAAUGUGAAGGUCUACUUUGGGGUAUAGCCAGGCAAGGCAUGAGAUGCACUGAAUGCGGUGUCAAAUGUCAUGAGAAGUGCCAAGACCUCCUAAAUGCUGAUUGUUUGCAGAGAGCUGCUGAGAARAGUUCCAAACAUGGUGCAGAAGAUAAAACACAGAAUAUUAUUAGUGCUAUGAAGGAAAGAAUGAAGAUUAGAGAGAAAAAUAGACCAGAGGUAUUUGAGGUGAUCCAAGAAAUGUUUAAUAUUUCCAAAGAAGAUUUUGUACUAUAUACAAAGGCAGCAAAACAAAGUGUUUUAGAUGGAACAUCCAAGUGGUCAGCAAAAAUAACCAUCACAGUGCUUUGUGCUCAGGGCUUACAAGCUAAAGACAAAACUGGCUCAAGUGACCCAUAUGUUACUGUGCAAGUUGGCAAAAACAAGCGGAGAACAAAGACUAUAUUUGGAAACUUGAAUCCAAUCUGGGAUGAAAAAUUUUAUUUUGAAUGCCAUAACUCUACAGAUAGAAUAAAAGUGAGAGUCUGGGAUGAAGAUGAUGAUAUUAAAUCCAGAGUAAAACAACAUUUCAAAAAGGAAUCAGAUGAUUUUCUUGGGCAAACAAUCAUUGAAGUAAGAACACUAAGUGGAGAAAUGGACGUAUGGUAUAAUUUAGAAAAGCGGACAGAUAAAUCAGCUGUCUCUGGUGCCAUUAGAUUGAAAAUCAAUGUUGAAAUAAAAGGAGAGGAGAAAGUUGCUCCCUACCAUGUGCAGUACACGUGUUUACACGAGAAUCUAUUCCAUUACUUGACGGAAGUUAAAUCCAAUGGUGUUGUAAAAAUCCCUGAAGUGAGAGGUGACGAAGCCUGGAAGGUCUACUUUGAUGAUGCUGCACAAGAAAUUGUAGAUGAAUUUGCAAUGCGCUAUGGAAUUGAAUAUAUUUAUCAAGCUAUGACGCACUUUUCUUGUCUGUCUUCUAAAUAUAUGUGCCCUGGUGUGCCAGCAGUUAUGAGUACAUUGUUGGCCAACAUAAAUGCUUUCUAUGCACAUACUACAGCUACAACCAAUGUAUCUGCCUCAGAUCGGUUUGCUGCUACUAAUUUUGGGAGGGAAAAAUUUAUAAAACUGCUGGAUCAAUUGCACAAUUCUUUGAGGAUUGACUUAUCUAAAUACAGGGAUAAUUUUCCUGCCAGCAAUUCUGAAAGACUUCAAGAUCUGAAAUCAACUGUAGACCUACUAACCAGCAUCACAUUUUUUCGAAUGAAGGUUCUUGAGUUGCAGAGCCCACCUCGAGCCAGUACUGUGGUGAAAGAUUGUGUUAGAGCCUGUUUGGACUCAACUUACAAAUACAUUUUUGACAAUUGCUAUGACCUCUACUCCCAGCUAAUGGAUCAGGGUAAGAAACAAGAAGUUCCUCGAGAAGAACAGGGACCAACAACAAAGAACUUGGAUUUUUGGGCACAACUUAUUACCCUAAUGGUCACCAUCAUUGAUGAAGAAAAAACAGCAUAUACACCUGUCUUGAAUCAGUUCCCUCAAGAGCUGAACAUGGGAAAAAUCAGUGCUGAAAUCAUGUGGACUAUGUUUGCCCAGGAUAUGAAGUAUGCUCUGGAAGAACAUGAAAAGCAGCGAUUAUGUAAAAGUACAGAUUAUAUGAAUUUGCACUUCAAAGUGAAAUGGUUUUAUAAUGAAUAUGUGCGAGAACUCCCUGCUUUCAAGGAUGCAGUGCCUGAGUACUCUCUGUGGUUUGAACCAUUUGUCAUUCAGUGGCUGGAUGAAAAUGAGGAUGUCUCAAUGGAGUUUCUUCAUGGGGCACUAGAAAGAGACAAAAAAGAUGGGUUUCAGCAAACAUCAGAUCAUGCCCUUUUCUCUUGCUCCGUGGUUGAUGUCUUCACACAGCUCAAUCAAAGCUUUGAGAUCAUCAGGAAGCUGGAGUGUCCUAAUCCAGAAGCACUAUCUCAUUUAAUGAGAAGAUUUGCAAAGACUAUCAACAAAGUGCUUCUUCAGUAUGCUGCAAUUAUUUCUAGUUACUUCAGUUCGUAUUGUGAUAAAGAAAAAGUGCCCUGUAUCUUGAUGAACAAUAUUCAACAGUUACGAGUCCAGCUUGAGAAAAUGUUUGAGUCCAUGGGAGGAAAGGAGUUGGAUCCUGAAGCUAGUGUUGGCCUAAAGGAACUUCAAGUGAAACUUAGUAAUGUACUGGAUGAACUCAGCAUGACAUAUGCUACAAGUUUCCAACUUGUUAUUGAAGAUUGUGUGAAACAAAUGAGCUCUGAGCUGAGCCAGAUGCGAGGCAAUGGCAACGCAGCAGGCAACAAGAACAGCGCAGCCCUCGAUGCCGAGCUGGUGCUGAGGCCGCUCAUGGACUUUCUGGAUAAAACCUUAAGCCUCUCUGCGAAAAUCUGUGAGAAGACAGUUCUGAAACGGGUUCUGAAAGAGCUGUGGAAGCUGGUCCUGAACAAAAUAGAAAAGCAGAUUGUGCUUCCACCACUGACGGACCAGAGUGGGCCGCAGAUGAUAUUCAGCGCAGCCAAAGAUCUUGGACAGCUGUCAAAACUCAAGGACCAUGUGAUUCGAGAGGAAGCCAGGAGCCUGACCUUGAGGCAGUGUGCAAUCAUGGAAGUAGCCUUAGCUACUAUUAAGCAAUACUUCCAUGCUGGAGGCAGUGGGCUGAAAAAGAACUUCCUGGAAAAGAGCCCAGACCUGCAGUCCCUGAAAUACGCUCUUAGCCUUUACACACAAACUACCGAUGCCUUGAUUAAGAAAUUCAUACACACGCAGACAUCGCAAAGCCAAGCUUCUAAUAAUUCAGUGGGAGAGAUAUCCAUACAGGUGGAUGUUUCUACACACCCUGGAACUGGCGAGCAUAAAGUUACAGUAAAAGUUGUAGCAAUUAAUAAUCUAAAUUGGCAAACAACAGCUAUGUUCCGACCGUUUGUGGAAGUCUGUGUAUUAGGUCCUAACCUCAGUGACAAGAAACGAAAACACGGAACUAAGACAAAGAGCAACACGUGGUCACCAAAAUACAAUGAAACGUUCCAAUUCAUUCUGAGUAACGAAGAUAGGCCAGGUGCCUACGAGCUUCAUCUCUCAGUGAAAGAUUACUGCUUUGCCAGGGAAGAUCGCAUUAUAGGAAUGACAGUUAUUCAGCUGCACAACAUUGCAGAGAAAGGGAGCUGUGCCUCCUGGUACCCCUUGCUGAGAAGCAUCUCCGUAGAUGAGACUGGGCUCACAAUCCUUAGAAUACUUUCUCAGAGGACCAAUGAUGAAGUUGCUAAAGAAUUUGUAAGACUUAAAUCAGAAACAAGAUCUGCUGAAGAAACAGCCUAAAAUACCCUAGGAAUGCAAGAUUGUCACCGCCAAGAACAUAGCCCCGUGCUGUUGUCCGAGUAGUGCAUGCCUGUGCAAAUCUGUGGGAAUGUUUAAUUAACCACGUCUUCGGUGUUUGCCAGUACUUAGGUACUAUAUUUGCAAAGUACGUCCAGGAGCUCUGUAUCUUUUAUACAUAUUUUGGUCUUUGGUAAAGUAAUUGUUCCAAUAAAGUGCCAAAACUAAGAUUAAGAGCAAAUGAUUCAUGAUAUAUUUUAAAAUGAUGAUUUCACCUCAUCACAGUUCAUUUAUUUUUUAACAUCUAUUAAUAAAUAAUUAGCUCUCUGAGUUAAUAUGCUGUCUCUGUUAAAAUACUAUGUUGCUUAUUGUAAAUUAAGUUACCUCCCUUACUAUUAAAUUAAAAAUGUAGCUAAUUCCAAACUAUCAUUUUAUGCUAGCAUCAUUUUAGAUAUCUUACAGAUAACUUUUUCUAUCACUACUACAGAUGCAGUUACUUAUAGGAAGUGUUUGUAAUUUUAUAAUGACCAAUAUAAAGUAAUGAUUUUUGCAUAAAAACUGAAAAAGGAUGGAAAUAUUUUAUGCUAAUCUUUUUCCAACCUUUCAUAAAUAUCACUGUGAAGAAAUGCUGUUAAAGCAAGUUCUCAAGAAGCUGUGCUUAUCCACGUUUGUUACUGCUGUUUGAUAUCUUGAGAUAACUUUGUUCUUCAAAACUGCCAAGGUAAUAUCAUAUUUGUAUUAAAAAGGUAAGUCAAUAUCUGCAGAAAAAGACUGCCACACAGAAGGGUAUAUAUGUGCUUUAAAAGAAUUCAUUUUUUUUUUAAUGAUACGGUAYUGUAUAAGGGUUAAUAGUUUGGAAUAUGUAAAGCUGGUUUGUGGUUUGUUUCUAGAAAGUGUUUAUGAAAAAUAAUGAUGCUGUUAGCAUUUUCACUCAGAGUUACUAAUGUUGCUUUACAUACUUAGCUGUGACAUCAGUUAAGUGCUUUAUUUCUUUUUUUUAGAAAAGUUCGAAAGUUUGUACUUAUGCAACAUUACUAUGUAUUGCACUAAAGCAACCUCUGUGUCCUGUAAAUAUAUUUAGUGAGAAAUUGUAAAAUAAAGUAUAAAGAGACUGCUUCUAGUUUUGUCAUUUGAUAUAAUUUACGUAUCUAUAGGUUUUAAAUGCACGUGAGGCCAAUUUACAAGGCUACAACAUGGCAUUAUGAUAUAUCAAAGCAUGGAUUCUGAUGUCUACAUCUGCAUCUUUCAUAACUGUA
Nothoprocta perdicaria is the source of this 7888-nucleotide messenger RNA. It is a transcript of the gene UNC13C, whose product is annotated as unc-13 homolog C. The transcript is spliced from 32 exons. Gene Ontology annotation, biological process: synaptic vesicle maturation; dense core granule priming; synaptic vesicle priming. Gene Ontology annotation, cellular component: neuromuscular junction; terminal bouton; synaptic vesicle membrane. The record is from RefSeq and is a predicted model, not a curated record. Lineage: Eukaryota; Metazoa; Chordata; Aves; Tinamiformes; Tinamidae. The coding region runs from base 15 to 6635 and encodes 2206 amino acids. Gene Ontology annotation, molecular function: diacylglycerol binding; calmodulin binding; syntaxin-1 binding.